Vigna unguiculata (cowpea) is the source of this 879-nucleotide messenger RNA. Lineage: Eukaryota; Viridiplantae; Streptophyta; Magnoliopsida; Fabales; Fabaceae. The record is from RefSeq and is a predicted model, not a curated record.
AUGGCCAAUUUCAAAGCUGCAAGGGUCAUACCUGAAGAUCUUAAUUGGCACCAGAAGAGGAAAUUCUUGAGAGAUGCACACCAAUAUGUGUGGGAUGAUCCUCAUUUGUUCAAAAUCGGAGCUGAUCAACUGUUGAGAAGGUGUGUAUCCAAUGAUGAGGCAAAGAGCAUUCUGUGGCACUGUCAUAGUUCCCCAUAUGGAGGGCAUUUUAAUGGAGAGAGGACAGCUGCAAAAGUCCUCCAAUCUGGAUUUUAUUGGCCCACCUUAUUCAAAGACGCACACAAAUAUGUGCAACACUACAAUAGUUGUCAGAGAAUAGGGGGAAUCUCAAAAAGACAUGAAAUGCCACUGAAUAUCAUUUUAGAGGUUGAGGCCUUUGAUUGUUGGGGAAUCGACUUUGUGGGACCACUGCCAUCUUCUUUCUCAAAUGAAUACAUUUUGGUGGCAGUUGAUUAUGUGACAAAGUGGGUUGAAGCAGUAGCAGCUCCUAAGGCCGAUGCCAAAACUAAAUGUUUGGAACAUUAUGGAGUGCGGCAUAAAAUUGCAUCACCUUAUCAGCCACAGACCAAUGGACAAGCGGAGGUGUCAAACAGGGAAAUCAAGCGUAUUCUAGAGAAGACAGUGGCAUCUUCAAGAAAAGAUUGGUCAAUGAAGUUGGAUGACGCACUUUGGGCCUACAGAACUGCUUAUAAGUCUCCCACAGGUUUAUCCCCAUUCCAGUCCAUGGCUAGAACAAAGACAACAUCUAGACUUCCCACUACUGAACCCAACAAAGGGAAUAUGAGAAGACGUGCAAGUAGCUCUUCUCCUGAAAGGCCAAUAAGCAACCGUUUUAGGGACCCCGAAAGAGAAGAACCGUAUGAGAAGAUAAAGAACUGA